This is a messenger RNA of Paramuricea clavata, 1146 nucleotides long. Lineage: Eukaryota; Metazoa; Cnidaria; Anthozoa; Malacalcyonacea; Plexauridae. The record is from the annotation of a GenBank genome assembly.
AUGUUUUGUUAUCAAAGCAUCGUUGCAACACUAAAGCAGUUUGUUAUGCGGUCGGGUUUUACAGAACGGUGCGAAUUAUGGCGAAGCCGGGAAAUCCGGACAGGUCAUCAGAUUAUGUGUGACGUUUUUGAAGGUCGCAUUUGGAAGGAUUUCAUGACAUUCGAUGACUCUUCUUUUUUGGCAUCCCCAUGGAAUUAUGCAUUUAUGUUGAAUGUCGACUGGAUGCAACCAUUUGAUCACACGGAGUAUUCUAUUGGGGUGAUGUAUCUAGUGUUGAUGAAUCUCCCGAGAAAUGAACGCUUUAAGCGGGAAAACAUUUUUCUUGUUGGAAUUAUUCCUGGUCCAAACGAACCUUGUCAUGAUAUUAAUUCCUUUUUAAGGCCUCUCGUUGAUGAGUUGUGUUUACUGUGGAAAGAUGGCGUCCAGCUUAGACAUUCUGGUUCACCACUGUUUCCUGAACUGUUCAGAGCAGCCUUGUUGUGCGUAGGUUGCGAUAUGCCAGCCAGUAGAAAGGUUUGUGGUUUCACUGCUCAUAACUCGAAACAUGGAUGUAAUUGAUGUACGAAAGAAUUUGGAACUCGCGGUGUCGGUCAGCCAGUAAAUUACUCAGGAUUUGAAAUAUGUCGUUCCAGGAAUCCUUUGGAUCAUCGUAAGCAUAUCGAUGAUAUAUUAGCGCAACCCACACAAGAAUUACGCAAUGCAAAAGAAUCUGAAUACGGUGCAAGAUACAUGGAGCUGCUGAGAUUGCCAUACUUCGACUGUAUAAGAUUCACAAUUGUCGACCACAUGCAUAACCUUUUCUUGGGAACCGCUAAACGCAUGAUGGAGAUUUGGAUUGAUCUCUCCCUUUUGACUCGGGCAGAUUUAGAACGUAUCCAGUCUAAGGUUGACACAACAAAUGUCCCGUCAAAUUUUGGCCGUAUGCCUUACAAAAUUGCAACGUCGUUCUCUGGAUUUACGGCAGAACAGUGGAAGACCUGGGUAACGGUAUUUUCUCCUUUUGCUUUGUUUGGUCACCUCCCCAGUCGUCAUUACAAAUGUUGGUUAAACUUUGUUAAAGCAUGCAAACUGUUGUCCAAACCAAUGAUUCAAAUAUCAGAAGUAGGCACUGCGCACUCUCUUUUGAUUAAGUUUUUUUUGUCGUGA